Molecule: messenger RNA, 1494 nt
Organism: Eruca vesicaria subsp. sativa (arugula)
Lineage: Eukaryota; Viridiplantae; Streptophyta; Magnoliopsida; Brassicales; Brassicaceae
Source: the annotation of a GenBank genome assembly
CUUCACACCACCGUCACUAAAGCAAAAACACACAGAUCUAAAAACAAAAAAAACCUCCCAGUUUGUCGCAAAACCCGAACUUACCCUUCUCCCACCCUCAGAAUUUACGAGAAUGCCACUCUUCUCCCACCGCUUCACCACCGCAUCUUCCUCCGGCCCUGCAACUCCUUCCUACUACAGCAAACCCUCGAAAGGCCACAAACACAGCUCUGCUUCGUCUCGUAUCCACGUGGCUAUCAUACUCUUCUCCCUCGUCUCUCUUUUCAUCGGAGUCGCCGGAACUAUCUUCGCAAUCAGUUCCUUCGGGGGACCUUCUUCCGUUUAUCGAUGCGGCCGAGGAUCUAAAGACACUUCACGGGUGUCUGGUUCGAGAAAACUCGGAGUGUUGUCGGAAAGACGAAAGGUUUUAGGAUUCGUUGGGAUACAGACUUGUUACGAUUCUGGUGAUCGUCGUGCUGCUUUGAGAAGCACUUGGUUCCCUUCUGAUCCUGAUGCUCUUCUAAGGUUGGAACAAGCGACUGGAUUAGCUUUUAGAUUUGUCAUUGGACGGUCAAAGGAUGCAAAAAAGAUGGCUGAGCUUGAAAAAGAGAUAGAACAACACAGAGAUUUUGUGCUUCUUGAUGAUGUUGAGGAAGAGUAUCUACGACUUCCUUAUAAAACGUUGGCCUUUUUCAAAGCAGCUUAUAAACUCUUUGAAGCUGACUAUUAUGUCAAAGCCCACGAUGACAUUUACUUGAGACCAGAUCGCCUUGGGACGCUUCUUGCCAAAGAAAGACUUCAUUCACAGACUUACAUUGGUUGUAUGAAGAAAGGGCCAGUUAUAACUAACCCUAAACUCAAAUGGUACGAGAAACAGGGGAAUUUGAUUGGAAAUGAAUAUUUCUUACAUGCUUAUGGACCGAUCUACGUUCUUUCAGCCGAGAUAGUGGCUUCACUUGCAGCAGCUCGGAACGGCAGCUUGAGGAUGUUUAACAAUGAAGAUGUAACCAUUGGAUCUUGGAUGAUUGCAAUGGAUGUACAUCAUGAGGACAACCGUGCUUUAUGCGAGUCUCGUUGUUCCCCAAAGUCCAUAGCAGUCUGGGACAUUCCCAAAUGCUCAGGACUUUGUAACCCGGAGUCUCGGUUAAAGGAGCUUCACGAGAUGGAAAUUUGCUCCAAGAGUCCGACAUUGCCUCCUGAUGACAUUGACCAGUAGUUUGUGUUGCGACAAUUCUACGGAAUAUAUGGUCUCACAGUUCCAACCUCCUUGGAGCUGAACAGGGGUAAGAUGACUUCAUAAUUCAUUACGUUAUCUGAUUCUUAUUGUAGUUGUCUCAUGUACCACUUUUAUACUGAAGUUAUAUAUAUAGACCAGAUACCACAAGAUCCUUUUUUUUGUAAAAUUAGAUUUAUGUGGCCAGUGGUGUAGGCACUGGGAGAUGAUACAUAUUAAUCCUGUUUGAUUUUGUAAAAGAGAUCUCAUUCAAUAUAUUAUUUGUUUUGUUUUUUGUAUCA